UCCUGUCAUAGCGUUCGGCUAUGGCGUGCCGCGGCGGUAUAUAAACAACGCGGCGUCAUCUGCUCGCCCUAGCUCUCAUUCCGCGUCCACCAUGGUCGGCCAGAUUACCCUCUACACCGCCAAGAUCUGCCCCUAUGCUCAGCGCGCAGAAAUUGCGCUCGCAGAGACGGGCUUGCCCUUCAGGCGGGUCGAGAUCGACUUGAAGAACAAGCCUGAGUGGUACCCGAACGUGAACCCCAGAGGCCAGGUCCCCGCUAUCACCUACGGUGGCCCGGAGCAUCCGGUCGAGCAGCCCUCGCCCGAGUCUGAGAAGAUUGCCGAGUCCCUCGUCCUCGUCGACUUCUUCAACGACCUCCACCCCGACCACCCGCUUCUCCCCACCGACCCCAUCCUCCGCGCGAAGGCGCGCUACUUCGUUGAGGCAGUCGGCAGCCGCCUCACCAGUGGCUGGGCCGCCGCAGUAAUGCGUGGCGAGGGAUUCGAGAAGUUUUUCGAGGCGGUCGAGUUCUUGCAAUCAUUGCUUCCGCCAAACGGCAAGUAUGCGGUGGGCGACCAGUAUACGAUCGCGGACAUUGCUGCGACGCCAUUCUUCGCGAGGGCGGAGCUUACCUUCCGCAACGAUAUUGGCGUCUUCGCGAAGGGCGAAGGUCAGAAGGCGUGGAGCGCGUUGCAGACGGAACCGCGUUUUGCGCGCUGGAGGGAGUACUAUUCCAACCUGAAAGAGCGGGAUAGUUUCAAGAAGACCUUCGACGAAGAAUUCAUCAAGAAGUCUUUCUCUGCUCGCUUUGCUGACCUUCGCAAGUCGUAGAUACCAUAUACCUGUUUUGGUCGGAGUCCAACAUUGUACGAUAGCAGUGCAGCGGUUUCAUGUUUGUAAGAUAGUCAUGUCAGUAAGCAACGGACGGGGCUCUUCCGAUGAAUGAGCGGGUCGAUAUGCGACGCAGUUAGGACUUCGC
Schizophyllum commune H4-8 is the source of this 956-nucleotide messenger RNA. RefSeq names its product thioredoxin-like protein. Gene Ontology annotation, molecular function: glutathione transferase activity. Gene Ontology annotation, cellular component: cytoplasm. Bases 92 to 808 code for a protein of 238 amino acids. Lineage: Eukaryota; Fungi; Basidiomycota; Agaricomycetes; Agaricales; Schizophyllaceae. The transcript is spliced from 5 exons. The record is from RefSeq and is a predicted model, not a curated record.